This is a messenger RNA of Enhydra lutris kenyoni (northern sea otter), 1679 nucleotides long. Its product is annotated as SH2 domain containing 4A. Lineage: Eukaryota; Metazoa; Chordata; Mammalia; Carnivora; Mustelidae. Bases 318 to 1679 code for a protein of 453 amino acids. Gene Ontology annotation, molecular function: phosphatase binding. Gene Ontology annotation, cellular component: cytoplasm. The record is from RefSeq and is a predicted model, not a curated record. The transcript is spliced from 10 exons.
GCCGGCGCCUCUGCCUGGCCCGCUCGCCCCUCCUUCCCCGACAGCUUCUGGCGGCCCAAGUGGACGUGGUGUUGCUUCGGUCCCCCUCCGAGGGGAGCGCAGGGCCCUGCACGGGUUCACGAACAGCACUGUGAACAGUAUCUUUGGUGCCAGGAACCAAGAGCCAGUUCUCGGAAUUGUCGUUCUAGUCACUAGGAUUGCUGCAAGUCUCUGGGAAGGCCUGUGGGUGCGUCCAGGUGCCAGGCCAGGGGAGGCACACGUGGAAGGCAUUUUCAAGAACUUUUGCCACAGGUGUAAAAGACUCCAGGCCUGCAAAGAUGCUGAAACAGAUACUAUCAGAGAUGUACAUAGAUCCCGAUCUGCUGGCAGAGCUCAGCGAAGAACAGAAACAGAUCCUGUUCUUCAAGAUGAGGGAGGAACAGAUCCGCCGAUGGAAAGAAAGAGAAGCAGCAAUGGAAAAAAAGGAAUCCUUGCCAGUGACAUCCAGGCCGAAGAAAGGGAAUGGCAAAUCUGUUCACUGGAAACUGGGAGCCGAUAAGGAAGUCUGGGUCUGGGUGAUGGGCGAACACCAUCUUGAUAAACCCUACGACGUGCUCUGUAAUGAGAUUAUUGCCGAGAGGGCCCAGCGGAAAGCCGAGCAGGAAGCGGAAGAGCGCAGAAAAACUCAGUCCAAAGAAUUCGCCAAUAACUUGAAAAUGAAAUCACAGUAUUGUGAUCUGCAAGCACCAGAUACCCAGGAGACUCAGAAUAUCUGUAAGAAAGCAGCAACAGAAGAGGAAGAACUGGGGAAGGGCUCUAGACCAGCACCACUCCUUGAAGAAGAGAAAAUUCCAUCACUCUCCAGUUCCUCAAGAAAUAUUCAACAAAUGUUGGCAGAUUCUAUCAAUCGUAUGAAGGCAUAUGGAUUUCACCAGAAGAAAGAGCCUGUGAAGAAAACACAAGAUGAAGAACUAAAGCAAAUAGAUGAGGAGAAAGCCAAGCAGAUUUAUAAAAGCUGGAAAGAAGAUUCAGAGUGGCAGGCAUCUCUGCGAAAAUCCAAAGCCGCUGAUGAGAAGAGACGCUCUUUGGCUAAACAAGCGCGGGAAGACUAUAAGAGGUUAUCGCUUGCGGCCGAAAAAGGAAGCGGUGAGGGACCACAAAGUCCCCCAGGAGUUCUACAGAAACCAAAAAGACCCCCCCUUCCACCCAAGCCUCACUUCCUAAACCCGGCGGGAUACCCUCCAAAGCCUCUUGGAAACCAGGGAGUGACGAGGACAGCGUCCAACUCUGCCCAGGAGGACAUCAUUCGGUGGUUUAAAGAGGAGCAGCUACCACUGCGAGCAGGCUACCAGACAACCUCAGACACCAUAGCUCCCUGGUUCCACGGGAUCCUGACAUUAAAGAGAGCGAAUGAGCUUCUGAGCGCUUGCAUGCCGGGCAGUUUUCUGGUCCGCAUCAGUGAAAGGAUCAAAGGCUACGCCCUGUCCUAUCUGUCCGAGGAUGGCUGUAAGCAUUUCCUCAUAGACGCCUCCACGGACUCCUACAGCUUCCUGGGCGUGGACCGGCUACAGCACGCCACCCUGGCCGCGCUGGUGGACUACCACAAGGUGGAGCCCAUAACCUCCCUGGGGAAGGAGCUCCUCCUCUACCCCUGUGGUCAGCAGGGCGAGCCGCCGGAUUACCUGGAGCUCUUCGAGUGA